This is a messenger RNA of Microthlaspi erraticum, 1881 nucleotides long. NCBI's taxonomy places the organism in Eukaryota, Viridiplantae, Streptophyta, Magnoliopsida, Brassicales, Brassicaceae. The record is from the annotation of a GenBank genome assembly.
AUGUUGGAUGAGUUGAAACCUUGGAUUUCUAACCUUUUCAAUGAGUUCAAAAAGGAAAUACUGGAUGCUGUGGUAUUGCAGAACGAGAAAAAGAAGGACGAAGGAGGAGGGUCGUCGAAAUGGUGUGAUGGAGGGAAAAACUCUGUCAAGAUUGUUCACGACUUGAAAGAAGACUGUCGUCAAAGGGAUAAUGAAGCUGAGGAUGAAACGGAGAAGUUAGUUAGGCGGUCGACUAGGCUUCGUGAUAUUGGAGAGAAGCGUAAAAUGGAGGUAGUGGGUACAAUAGAUGUGUCAAAUAAGAAGCGGAAAAUGAAGGGUUUGUGCAGGGAACUUUCCUAUAAAGAUGAUGAUGAUGAAAUGCGGGAUACGUGGGAGUACUACGGGGGCAAUGAAGGAGCGUUGGACUUAUCGCAAGUUGAUCAAAAAGUGGAUUCGGGGAACGGCGAUGAGUUGGGAAAGGAGGAUGCAGAUGCGGUGGUGGGAGGAAGUAGUAAAGUUGUGAAAGUGGGUGAUUUGGGAAACAAGGAUGGGGAUGUUAUAGUGGGAGGAAGUUGUGAAGUUGAGGCUAAGGUUUUUGGUCAAGAAGAAGAACGAGUUGGGGUAUUAGUUUCAUCAGAUGGGGAAUGUGGUGAGUUGGGAAAGAAGGAUGCGGAUGUGAUGGUGGGAGCAAGUGCUGAAGUUCAGCCAAAGCGUUAUGGUGAAGAGGAAGAUGGAGUAGGCUCGACGGAAGUAGGCGAGGAAGAGCCGAAUGAAGAUGUGGAAAGGAAACGUGGAGGUGGAGAAGGUUGUGUUGGACCAUCUACAUUCCCUCUGAAAGAGAUUACAGGUUCGGAUUCUGGAAACUGCCAGCAGUUACAGAUGGUUUUAUACCACGGGUUCUGUACACCUGCGUGGGGGACCAAAAUGGAGGAAAAUCUCGUCAACCAGGUGGCAUAUGAGGAGGAAGUAACGCCUGAUACAAACGAAGCAUGUCAAUCGAAUGAGCAGUGCACGUCUGUAGCACCUAAGAAACCAGAGGCAAAACGUGUCCCGCAAAGAUCGGAGAAGCUUGGACAUCUGUACACUGCUGAUCCUAAACUUAGAGCUCUGUUUGCGAGUAGAUCUAAGCCCGAAUAUGUUCCCAUUCAGAGUGUUCCGAAGGAUGACUUCAAGACAUUUGAGAAGGUGCUUAGAGCGGCAAAGGAGAAGGAGUUCGCAAUCGUCACGGGGCACACAGUUACUAAUGUCUUCUUCCUCGACAUCGCAAAGCGACAGAGAUGGAUUGGGACGGAGCAUAUGCAAGUCAUAAUGGCGAUGUUGUGGCGAAGAAGAGGGGAGAUUGUACUGAAAGACAGAGCAGCAUUUGUGGACCCUGCAUUUACUUGUUUGAUCACUUCUUUGUUUCCGGCCUUCAAAGAGUCAGAGAAGCAGAGUGAGUUUGACUGGGGAAACAGCGUUUGUAGCUUCGUCGAUAUCGUCUAUGUCCCCAUGAACUGGGGUAACGAACACUGGGUGGGGCUUGUGAUCGACCUUCGGGGCAGUUCCGUAGUGAUUUUAGAUCCUUUCGUUGACUACAACUACAAAGUCGGAGUUGUAGAGAGGUACAUGGAACCCGUUGUGGUCGGCCUUCCCUCGAUUCUGAAGCGAUGCUUGCCGGGGGAGGUUACCAAGCACCUGGGAGGUGCGGCGUACACUUGGUCCCGUGCUGAUGGUAUAUAUCAAAACAAACGGAGUGGGGACUGUGGUCCUUGUGCUGCCAAGUUCUUAGAGAUGCACACUUGUGGAUUAGGGUGUGACGAAAUUGGUUUAAUAAGUGAUGCAGAUGUGGAUAGGUUUCGAGAGAAAUAUGCGAUGGACUGUUAUGAAGAGUUUGUUGGGGAUGCAGGCGUAGCAAACCAAUGA